AUCAAAACACGUAUGCAAUUAAUCAAUCGUGGUAAAGGGGAAAUGGAGUAUCGUAACAUCUACGAUGCUUUUACGAAAAUUUUGCGAUAUGAAGGCUCGCGUGCGUUGUUCAAAGGUGCAAUAUGUCGGAUGAUGGUCAUGGCUCCUCUUUUCGGUAUUGCACAAAUGGUUUAUUAUACUGGAGUUGCCGAAUUUUUUCUUGGAAUCCCGAAACUUUCGUCCUAA
This is a messenger RNA of Thelazia callipaeda (thelaziosis nematode), 225 nucleotides long. NCBI's taxonomy places the organism in Eukaryota, Metazoa, Nematoda, Chromadorea, Rhabditida, Thelaziidae. The record is from the annotation of a GenBank genome assembly.